AUGUCCAAAAAACUCCCAACUAUAUCCGUAACUGCCGAGCAGCAUUCCACUUCUUCCUCAUCCUCACAUGACUCCGAUAGCAAUGAUAUGGACUAUGGUCAUAACAACGGCGGCGUCACAGAUGUUGAAGAUCUCGAUAGCCAGGCUGAGGUACUAAGACUCAGCUCUCGGCGCAGCUCUGGUAACGUAUCGCCAAGACUAAAGCCCCAGCAGAAAAAACCAAGUCCCCUUGAAAACGAUGUUACUGACGUGGAGGACUACGACACUGAAUCAGACGAUGAUGAGAAAAGCGUUGCUUAUCCCGAGUUGAAAUUGUCAUUGCGCGAAUUCUUACAGCAAGGAUUGCAAAACCAGCAAGCUGUGGACAACGAUGCUAAGGAGAGCUGUGAAAUCAAAGAUGGUAAUUUUCUUCAAGCACAAAAUCUGAAUGGCCUGGCCGAUUUAUUAACCGACUGCGAAGACUACGACACAGACUCCGAGGUGGACUAUGGCUGUGAAAAGUCUGUCUGUGUUGAUCUAGACAAUGCUGUGGGAGAUCAGGGACGUGUUAACAUUGCCGAUGGCGAGAAGCACGAAGAUGACUCUGACCAAUAUGAAGAUAUCUCCGUCGUUAGCGACAUUAGUGACUUGGCAUCCGCAAUGUCCGACUGCACCGGCAUUGGCAUUCAUGUGCGCGGCAAUUCUGAGGACGAGGUGCUCCAGGUAUCUGGCAGUGGCAGCGAAGAGGUAUGUCAAAUAGCCUGUUCGGGCUCUGAGUCUGAAUCGGGCGGCGCUGCUGCCAGGAGCGCGAGUAUAAGUGAAGCCAGUUUGCCACCAAUCGAUGUGGCCUUCAUAAACGCUAGUGGAGAGCACCGCCGGAACUCAAAGUCAACUCUGUUCAAUACUGAGAAAAAGCAUUUCCUGCAAGUGGCUCCGAAAAACGAAGAGGUACUCACAGAUAUUGAGGGCAUCGAUGAUUCAGCUGCAGAAGAUAGCUUUGAUGAGGAUGAGGAUGAACAGCCGAUUCCACGUGCUAUCAUUCUAGCCUCUGGGGACGAUGGCACAUGCCUAACUGAUGUAGAGGACAUGUACUGCGAUGACCUUUCACUUGCAAGCGCCUUGCCCGAAAUAAUUUCUGUUGCCUCCGAGGCAUUGCCAAUGCCCCAUCGCGAGGUCGUUGAGCUGAAAGAGGAUAAGAAUGGAGAUACGAUUACCAAUGUUAUGCCAAUGAAGAGCAAUUACGAGUUUGGUAUAUAUAACCACUUGAAAGACGUAAAUAAUACCGAUUCAGAUGAAUACUCGUGUGCCGAAGACCUGAGUACAAAUAUUUCACUUGCCGAGGAAAUGGCCAUGGGAGCAGCGAGUCUUAUAGAAAAUGAAGUCAUUGUCUCCAAUGAAUUGUUGAAACAGCAGAAUAAGCGUCUGGAGGUGCUUUCGAAUGCCGAAUCUGUGACUGAUGUAGAGGAAAUCUUUGUGGCAGGCACCAAUCGACGAAAGAAGAUGAAGACUCGCACUCUCAGCAAGGGAAAGAACAAGCUCCUUGAUAUUGUCAAGGGCAAAGAGGACGGCAUAACCGAUGUAGAGGACAUGGAACUCAGUGAAUGUGACCUACCGCCCAGCGUGAAGCGUGUGGCCCAACUGAAGCAGCAAGCCAAGGGCUACACUGAUUCCGAUGAACCGUCCACCGAUGAUGUAUCUGAUGGUUCGGAUACUUCCUUACCGCCAGCUGAACUACCCAAGGUAUCUCAGAACACAUAUAAAGUGCAGCCACUUCACUUGCGUUUGCUUAAGAACGACGCAGUCAGUCAGCAGAACACGGAUGUGGAGGACGUGCAACUGCCAUCAGAUGCAGAGGACGUACUCGAGCCACCGGUCAUCAAGGUGGCCAAUAGCAACAGCAAAGAGCUGAACGAUAUGCUGAAUGAGAGCUAUACCGUGGUACAUGAGAAAGACGGCAGAAGCUACAAUGUCGACGCCGAGAGGGUCCAUAUAAAAGGCGUGAUACGAGACGCCCAUACCGAUGUGGAAUAUGUUGAGUCCGAUGAGUCGGUCGCUAGAGUCGACAACUAGUCUUCAAGUAUCCAAUCCUUACCAAAUAACCAAUAUAACAAUAGUUGCAUAACUCGUAUAAGUGUCUAAAUAAGAUAUCUAAUAUAAUGAAUAAAUUCAACUGAAUAUUUUUAACACAUACACUCAAGCAUAUUAAGGCCUUACGAAAACAACAAUUGCCCCAACCAUUCUGCAUACAGAGAAUAUCUCUCAUACUUUUGAAACAGGCGGCGAUUUACCAAUCUCAACCGAUACCACUCCUAUACCACCGUCGGCUGUUGUCACAACAACAACAAC
This is a messenger RNA of Drosophila mojavensis, 2325 nucleotides long. RefSeq lists its product as uncharacterized. The record is from RefSeq and is a predicted model, not a curated record. Bases 1 to 2049 code for a protein of 682 amino acids. NCBI's taxonomy places the organism in Eukaryota, Metazoa, Arthropoda, Insecta, Diptera, Drosophilidae. The transcript is spliced from 3 exons.